AUGGACAAGGCCAACGGCUUGAAGGUCACAGGAUUCGUGAGAAAUAGUGACGACGGCUCGGUAUGGCCACACUUCAAUGUCUCCCCGCACCGAGCUGAUGCUAAGCUUGCUUCAGGUUGUCGGCGAGGCACAGGGACCGCAGGAUGCCCUCGACAAGUUCGUGCAGCACCUCAACACCGGUCCAAGCGCAGCCGAAGUCCACAAAGUGGACCAGAAGGAUGUCUCGACGAGGAACGACGAGACGAAGUUCAAUCAGUGAGUAGACGUGUCCGAAUUUAGCAGGCAAGCGAUUGACUGUGAAAGAGGAUAAGAAGGUGAAGGUGUCAAAGGCAGCGCCAGUAAUGUGCCUUCUGGAGCGGGAUGACGCCGUCUAGGGCUUGAGGCUCCCAUGUAUAGGGCACGUCGCCGGCGCCACCAACGUCGAGAGCCGAUGCUCAAUAGGGCUUGACCACAGCGAGGCCAGGGCUAUUGCACGCAUAUUCGCUCAAUGGAAAACUUCGAACCGGCGCACACCCGCAAAUUCCUCGUCAGCGUAUCAUCCGCAUUCGCGUUUCAGAGGUACCGGAGGCGCAUGACUUUGACAUCGGGAUCUCUCGGAUGAGCUGAAAGUCACGUGUGAGCGUCUCUUGGCCCCUUUCGUCGGCAGCACAGCGAGUUGCGACCUGCUGAGGUACUGUACAGUAAGGGCGGUCAUGUUUCGGGACUCUGCAUUGUCAUGCAGCUUCACGGAGAGUUUGCAGAAGAAUGACGUGAAGAGACAGGUUCAAGAUGCAUUACUAACGACGAAAUAGAAACGGCGACCUCAAGCAGCGGAUCAAGCGAAAGCCGAGAAUCCAACGGCCUCCGAUUGGACGGAUUCGGUUCGUGCCAUCGCUCAAAGCAGCCACAGGGCUGAGACUGGGACCUCCCGACAACACACCUUACCGUCUGACUCCUUCGUUCGCAUUUCAGCGUGGCGGUCUAUGA
This is a messenger RNA of Lecanosticta acicola, 966 nucleotides long. The record is from the annotation of a GenBank genome assembly. Lineage: Eukaryota; Fungi; Ascomycota; Dothideomycetes; Mycosphaerellales; Mycosphaerellaceae.